Molecule: messenger RNA, 1351 nt
Organism: Formica exsecta
Lineage: Eukaryota; Metazoa; Arthropoda; Insecta; Hymenoptera; Formicidae
Product: TWiK family of potassium channels protein 18
Exons: 1
Coding region: 22-1053 (343 amino acids)
Biological process (GO): potassium ion transmembrane transport; stabilization of membrane potential
Cellular component (GO): membrane
Molecular function (GO): potassium ion leak channel activity
Source: RefSeq, a predicted model, not a curated record
UCUGGUAGUUUGUGUUUGAACAUGUCACGCGGCGUGUUACCAAUGAGAUCCUCUCUGAGAAGCCGAGAUUCGUCCUCGACAUCGACCGGGAUCGAUCCCCGAGAGCGCGUCAAGGAUUGUUGCCGAAAUCUCGUAGCUUUUAUGUGCACCCAAGUGGGUGUAGGAGGAUUAGUGGUGGGCUACGCUAUAGUGGGCGCAUUCGGCUUUAUGGCGAUCGAGACAACUCUGAUCGAUCAACCGGAGAGAGUGUGUGUGCGGGAGUCCAUUCGCAGGGAGUACGCCGACGAAUUGUGGUUCAGCACUGCCAGUAAUCAAUCGGUGAACGUGUUCAACCGCACUGCUUUUUACGUGGUGUCCAACAAUAUUCUGCGCCGCUAUCAGGAGAACAUUACCAAUAGCACGCGACAAAAAGAGAAUUGCAGCGGCCUCGAACCUACCGAUAUCUGGUCGUUCCCCGCAGCGUUGAUGUUCUGCUUGUCAGUGUUCACCAUGAUUGGUUACGGCAGUCUGGUGCCCAAGACUCCGUGGGGCAAGGGUGCUACUGUGGUAUAUGCGGUCCUCGGCAUCCCGCUUUACGUACUCUACUUCCUAAACAUGGGCAGCGUGCUCGCGCAGACUUUUAAAUGGCUCUACACGCGAUUGCACGAAUGCACCGGCCAGCGGAAACCUGGACAGAGAAUUACCGUACCCUCGACUGCCUGUCUCUGGGUAAUAUUCGGCUACAUUCUUGCCGGCGCGAUUAUGUUCGCCGAAUGGGAGGGAUGGGACUAUUUAGACAGUGCUUAUUUCUGCGUCACGUCACUCUGCAAAAUCGGUAUGGGCGAUUUAGUGCCAGGCUGGAGCCAAGGCAAUACCACGCAGGAUAACCACACGAAGCUCAUCAUCAAUUUCGUGUAUUUACUGCUGGGCAUGGGCCUGAUAGCCAUGUGUUACAAUCUGAUGAAGGAGGAUGUAUAUGUGAAAGCUCGAGAGCUCAAAGAACAGCUCAACCAAACAAUGGACGCUGUUCAUUAUAAGAUGGUGAUGUGUUGUAAGUCGGAACCUGUGGAUUGAUGAAAUCAAAAAAAGAUCGCAAAGUGCAUUAUUGAAGCUGUAAAUAACGCUAAAAUGUAUGUAAGAAAGCGUAAAAAGCACUAAUAAAAUAAGAACUAUAUUCAUUAAAGUUUCGUUAUAGAAGAAAUUUUUUAUAAGCAGCGAGAAAUAUUGUAAAAAGCUAUAUAAAUAUAGAAAAAGACAAUAUUGUAUCAGAAGUUGAAACGCGCUGUACAUAAAUGUAACUGUUAUUAUAUAAAUGUAAAUGUUAUCAUAAGUGCAGACUAAUCAAAGAGUAUUAAAAAUAUUCACUGAUGAU